AAAUCUAUUGUCUCUUACCAAACAAACCACAUAAAUAUUACUGUUUAUUUACAAUAAUAUAUAUAUGAUCUGCAUGUGUGUAUGUGUGUAUAUAUACACUGAAACAUAUGUUCCCAGUUCGAACAUUGUUUGUCUCGGACAGAUAUCUCUGAAUAACCCAAAACCCAUAAAAAAAAAGGGAAGAAAAAGCAAUAUCCAUCCUCUAAAAAUAAAAGAAAAAAAAAUCAAGAAUCCGCCAUGGAAGAUCAAAAACAACCAGCUUGCAAGCCUCUUCCUAUAGAAAGCUUUUCAUGCAGUUGGUUAGUUAACUUCCCAUCGUUGGAAAACAUCGGCAACUCAACAAGGACAUCUGUAGAUACGUACGAUGAUUCUUGUUCUUACAUCGAGAUGGAUCCGAGGUUGCCUCCUUCUAGAAGAUUCUUCGUCAGCCCUAAAGAUCGGAGCUUCAAGUUCGACAACUUCUCCAACUCCGAGUCCUUAGCCCACGCCGACGAGCUCUUCUGCGACGGCUACGUCAUGCCUCUAUCCACUAACUCCGCCGAGGAAUCUCAGCCGUUGGAUUCACCGUCAGAGAGGCCCGAGACGAUGAUGAGAACCGUCAGAUUGACGAAGAGCAAGUCGUCUUCGUGUUCAAGGAGGUUUCGGAGUGUGUCGAAGUGUGUUCUGUUGAAGUAUAUUGAUUUCUUGACGCCAUUGUGUCGAAGAAUUCGGAAUUGCAAAGCUUCUAGACCAAACGGAAGCAAUGGAACGAAGGACGGUUACGAUUCGAGGAUUCGUGUCACGAGAAACCGAGUUUAUUCCGAUGAGACGACGACGGCAUCUCCGAGGAUGAGCGUCGCUGAAGACUGGAGAAGAUCUUGUGACUCCGAGAGCUCGAUCUACGAGGCUGUUCUUCAUUGCAAGAAAUCAUUUGCAGGAAAAUGAGAGGAAUCCAUGGCCGAAAUGAGAGCAUGCAGGAGCAGAAGUAGAGAAGAAGAUAAGCUUGAGAGAAGCAAAUAUACACAAACUACACAUGGGAAGCAAUCAAGACGGAGAGAGAGAGAGAGAGAGAGAACAACUUGUAAUCUGUCUUCUUGUUCUUUCUUUCUUUCUUUCAUUUCUCUAAUCUCAUGAGAUUGAUGUGAUAAUGUGGAUUGUGUCAUGUGACGUGGAUCAAGAAUGUUUGUGCUUUUACAUGAUUGGGCAAAUAGGGUUUUUUUUUUAAUCAUUAUUGGCUCAGCAGAAUCAGAAAUUAUAUAUUUUCAUA
This is a messenger RNA of Tarenaya hassleriana, 1246 nucleotides long. RefSeq names its product probable membrane-associated kinase regulator 6. Bases 238 to 924 code for a protein of 228 amino acids. The transcript has 2 exons. Lineage: Eukaryota; Viridiplantae; Streptophyta; Magnoliopsida; Brassicales; Cleomaceae. The record is from RefSeq and is a predicted model, not a curated record.